AUGAAUUGUGAAGCGUGUCGUAAUCGAAUUACUGGCGAGGAACUACUCCGAUGUAUAAAGUGUAUGACACAUUAUCAUUAUAUAUGCCUGAACAUAACUCAAUCUUAUUACAAGGCUAACCUGGGCGAACUGAGAAGGUCCUGGAUAUGUCCACUUUGCAUCAGCGUAACUAGGCGAAAGGGAAACAACUGCAAUACGCCUGUUCGGAAACAACUAGAAAACAUGGAUGAGUCUAGCAUGUUCUGCGAAGACCUUACGAUUAGUGAAAACACUGUUGAAUUUAGUCGACCAGUCAUGGACACAGUUGAAAAUACACCCACGUCAUCCGGAUGUACUCCCGCUGCGAGUAUCACAUUCGACCAAUUCUCGAGACUUCUAGAUCUUAAGUUGGAUACUAAACUGGAAAGCUUUCAAGCAUCUUUAACCAGAACAAUAAGGAAUGAAGUUAGUGAUCAAAUAGCCAAAGUAAAAUCCGAGUUCACCGUAACGACAGAUUUUUUGCGGAGGAGCAAAGGGACGUAA
Molecule: messenger RNA, 522 nt
Organism: Parnassius apollo (apollo)
Lineage: Eukaryota; Metazoa; Arthropoda; Insecta; Lepidoptera; Papilionidae
Source: the annotation of a GenBank genome assembly